Molecule: messenger RNA, 897 nt
Organism: Cimex lectularius (bed bug)
Lineage: Eukaryota; Metazoa; Arthropoda; Insecta; Hemiptera; Cimicidae
Exons: 2
Coding region: 16-795 (259 amino acids)
Source: RefSeq, a predicted model, not a curated record
GUACUUGGAAGUCGGAUGAAGAAUUCUUUCGCCCGUGGCGCUUUCUGUGAGCACUCAUUAACAAUUAAAGCUUGGAAACAAAUUGCACUAGGGUUAUCUUACUGUCAACAACAACUUUUGGCCCUUUCUGGAAAGUACCUGUCAACGGCUUCACAGUCGGUUUUCCCGACAUUGAUCUCAAAACGGAAAUGGACUCAAUUCGCCUUUACGAUUUCGAAUCCACUUAGAAGGAUGUCAGAAAAUGGGGCAUCAACAUCUAAACAUAUUGAUGGGAGUGAGCUUCCAUUCAAAAAGCCGAGGCAUAUAUUAAAAUUCCAUGGAAGUUACCAAUUGAAGCAAGAGGAAGAGGGUGUCGAAGAAGGGCAAUGUUCCGCCUUAAGUAAUUUAUCAGAGGCUGACAGGCCUCUCAGAAGGAAUGUCUCUUUCAUCGAAUGGCACACCCAGCAGAUGGCAAAGGCGCUUUUUGAUAAUACAAUCAACAGUAUGAUCGAAGAGGUCGGCUUUCCACUUCCUGAAAUUGAAAACCUAAUUCACGACGAAUGCUACCUAGAAGACGAAGCUGUCAGAAUGGCGAUUAGAAGCCACGGCCUUCAAAAACCUUGUUCUUGCACUCAAAAACGGCACAAUCGUCCUCUGCCCGAAAACAUUCCCUUUCAUCAGAGAAAUAAUUUUAUCGUGGAAGAUGAUCCGUCCACUUCUUUAAAAUCAUCUCUUGAAGCUGAUAUCCUGUCAGAAGCUGUUACCAUCGCCAUACAGAAAAAAGGCUUGGGUGCAUCUCAAAACGGCAGUCUCUAAAACUACAUAGGGGUUAUAAAUUAUAUAUGUAUCUUUACUGGGGAUAGAUAUUUAUAUUAACAGUUUUAUAUGUACUGCUGAUCUGAUGCCUUUAUAUACAAA